AUGGCAACCUUGAUAUGCCGAUCAACGUUAUGCUGGAACUUGCUAGUUGGCCAGAGAAAGGUAGUUUGUUCCACAGCUGCAAGUGCAGUGGCUGCUUGUCGCAGUUUUCAGGCUACAAGAAGGGUAUUUGCACAUGAAGAUGCAACUGCAAAGUCAAUUUGCGGAGAGAAAAAGCAAAACCCUGUACUCAAGGCUCCAAAAGGAACACAUGAUGUUCACCCUAAACAGAUGGCUAUUCGUGGGAAGGUAUUCAACAUAGUAGAGAAGUGUUUUAAACGCCAUGGUGCCGAAAGUAUUGACACACCAGUAUUUGAGCUGAAGGAAAUACUGACAGGGAAAUAUGGAGAAGAUGCAAAACUUAUCUAUGACCUAAAAGACCAAGGAGGAGAGCACCUGUCCCUGCGCUAUGAUCUUACUGUGCCUUUUACUCGCUAUCUGGCUAUGAAUAAAAUUAGCCGUAUCAAACGCUACCAGAUUGCUAAAGUUUACAGACGUGACAAUCCAGCCCUGGGGCGCUACAGAGAAUUUUAUCAGUGUGACUUUGACAUUGCUGGACACUAUGACCCUAUGAUCCCUGAUGCCGAGUGUCUGAAGAUUAUGUAUGAGAUCCUCAGUGAGCUGGAACUUGGAGAAUUUCUCAUUAAGGUAAAUGAUCGAAGACUUCUUUCUGGAAUUCUAACUGUUUGCGGCAUCCCAGAAUCCAAGUUCAAAACUGUGUGUGCCUCCAUUGACAAGCUGGACAAGGUUCCUUGGGACAAGGUCAGGAGUGAAAUGAUUGAAGAGAAGGAGAUGAGACCUGAGAUCGUGGACCGGCUGGGUGAAUACAUCAAACUAAACGGUGAUUUGUCCCUGAUACAGCAACUAAGUGAAGAACCUCUGGUGUCUCAGAACAUACUGGCUAUGGAAGCUUUGAAUGACUUCAAAUUGCUGCACCGAUACCUGGAAAUCUUUGGGGUGGCAGACAAGAUUGUUUUUGACAUCAGUUUGGCUCGUGGGUUAGAUUAUUACACCGGAGUAAUAUACGAAGCUGUGCUGCUCAGCGAUAAGACACCACAGAAUCAUCCAAUUGGCAUUGGCAGUGUGGCAGCUGGGGGUCGUUAUGAUGAACUGGUGGGCAUGUUUGAUGCUAAAGGCAGAAAUGUACCAUGCGUGGGAAUCAGCAUUGGCAUAGAGAGGAUCUUUUCCAUAGCAGAGAAAAAAGCAGAGGAGUCAGGUGAGAAAAUCAGAACCACUGAAACCCAAGUACUGGUGGCAACAGCCCAACCAAUGCACUUAGAGGAGAGAAUGAAACUUCUUACUAUGCUGUGGAAUUCAGGAAUUAAAGCAGAAAUGCUGUACAAGAAGAAUCCUAAAUUGCUCACCCAGCUGCACUAUUGUGAGAGUGCAGGGAUUCCCCUGGUGGCCAUUAUUGGGGAUCAGGAAAUAAAAGAUGGUGUGGUCAAGCUAAGAGAUGUAGCAACACGGGCGGAGGUUGAAGUUUCCAAGGAACACCUAGCAGAAGAAAUAAAAAAAAGGACAAGUUAG
Staurois parvus is the source of this 1524-nucleotide messenger RNA. Lineage: Eukaryota; Metazoa; Chordata; Amphibia; Anura; Ranidae. The record is from the annotation of a GenBank genome assembly.